UUGGUCCAGCACACGGAAAGAUUCGUAUCCUUUAGGGACGGGAAGUUCAACGUCCAACUGGUGGAGGGCGGCAGCGGUGACAACCUGCUUUAUCUGCACGGCGCAGGCGGCUUCACCGGCUGGGACGACUGCCUCGACCGCCUAGCCGCCGAGUUCCACGUAAUCGCGCCGGCCCACCCCGGUAUCGCCCAGUCCGAUGGGCUGGAACACCUGGACGACCUUUGGGAUUUGGUGCUGUUCUACGAGGAACUGCUGGACGAACUGGGCCUGGACCGCACCUUCGUGGUGGGCCAUUCCUACGGCGGCCUGCUGGCGGCGGAACUGGCGGCCCAGUGUCCGCAGCGGGUCCAACGCCUGGUGUUGGUCGGCUCCCUCGGACUAUGGCUGCAGGAUACACCCGUCGCCGACUUCUUCAUCCUCACCCGCUCGGAGCGGACCGAGUUGCUGUGGUACGACGGCGAGACUGAAGUGGCGCAGGCAUUCAUGGCCCCGCCGGAAGACCCAACGGACCGCAUGGAAGCAGACCUGGACCGCACCCAGACCCUGGCAUCAGUUGGCAAGUUCGUCUGGCCUAUCCCCGACAAGGGGCUGCCCAAGCGGGCCCACCGCAUCACCAUGCCCACCCUGCUGCUCUGGGGCGAUUCCGACGGUAUUGUGCCUCCGGCUUACGGCCCGGCCUUCCAGCGCCUGUUGCCCAACGCCACCCUGCAGGUCAUCGACCGGUGCGGCCACAUCCCCCAGGUGGAACGGCCCGACGAGUUCUUCAACGCCAUAACGGGUUUCCUGAAGGACUAG
This is a messenger RNA of Geodia barretti, 795 nucleotides long. Lineage: Eukaryota; Metazoa; Porifera; Demospongiae; Tetractinellida; Geodiidae. The record is from the annotation of a GenBank genome assembly.